AUGCCUUCAACCGAGCGGCUUCGGUGGGGAAAUGGUCUAAACCACGCUGCUAUCGCUUGUGUCAAUGCCCUCACAGAGGAUCUCAACGCCCUCACCCACCAAGUCUAUCGGCUGCAAAACUCUCCACAAGCAUUUGCUGACGAGUCGCCUCAGGUCAUUGUUGCUCUUGCAACUCUCCAGCACUCUGUCCAAGAUCUUUCCCGCGCCUACAUUCAACAUGCCAACACGGUGCUCGCCCCAGGUAAACAAGGCUUGACUCCCAUUGACGCCAACCUCACCAACAUCCUCACGGAGUCUGGUCUUUUGACCGGCCGGCCUGCCGAGGCUGUUCCACCUCCCGUCGAGGCAGACACCGAUGGCAAGAAAAAGCGCAAGAGGACACCACAUGAUCCAAAUGCGCCUAAGCGUGCCCUCACUCCCUACUUCCUCUACAUGCAGAGCGCUCGCGCAACCAUCGCAAAAGAGCUUGGUGACUCAGCGAAGCCUAAAGAGGUCGCAGAUGAGGGCACUCGCCGGUGGACCGAGAUGAGCCCAGGUGAGAAGAGUGUCUGGGAUGACAAGUAUCAGAAGAACCUUGCCGCCUACAGAGUCAAGAUGGCAGCAUACAAGGCUGGGCAGCCCGUGCCUGACGAUGAGACUGCAGCGCGUCUAGUCGAGCUUGGCAAAGCACCUGAACACGUCGCUGGCAUCGACGCCGAAGCAGAAACCGAGGAAGAAGAGGCAGUUGAAGAAGAAGAGGAGGAGGAAGAAGCACCUCCGCCAGCUCCAGAGCCAACACCCAAAUCGAAGCGUCGCAAGACCAAGGAAGCUGAACCUACUCCCAAGCCCACGCCAAAGGUGGAGGCGAAGUCACCAGAGAAGGAGAAGAAGACCAAGAAGACCAAGAAAGAGGCUGCUGCUCCAGCGUCGUCUGCCAAGGCAGAGAAGUCGAAGAAGUCGAAGAAAUAA
Messenger RNA from Cladophialophora carrionii CBS 160.54, 948 nucleotides. RefSeq lists its product as uncharacterized. The transcript is spliced from 2 exons. The record is from RefSeq and is a predicted model, not a curated record. The coding region runs from base 1 to 948 and encodes 315 amino acids. NCBI's taxonomy places the organism in Eukaryota, Fungi, Ascomycota, Eurotiomycetes, Chaetothyriales, Herpotrichiellaceae.